AUGUCAACUUCUUUGGAAAGUUAAAUAUUAUUAGCUAUUUGGACUAUGUAUUAACGUAAUCAAAUUUCUAUGGAAUAAAAAGGAUGUAUAAAAGGUAAUUCUUAAACAAUAUAAAAGAUCUUCUUAUUCGAAAGGAUAAUAAUUUAUAUUCAACUAUUCGUCAUUGUGAAAGAUAAGAUUAAAUAGAAGAAACCUUACUUGAUAUUUUGAAUUGUAUUUAUUUUCAAUUUGGUUUGAUUAGGGUUCUCCAAGAGAUCUGGAUACUGAAGAAAAUAUCUAUCCAAUUGUUAGAUUGAGCAAUCUAUCAAGUUCUCCAACAACUACCUAAUCUUAAUUUCAUUACCCUUAAAAAAGGUUUAGAUUUAAGAGCUCUAAUAAUGAAAGUGAUACUACCCAAAAUAAUCAGAGAAUAAGAUCAAACUCUUAUCAUCAAAAAUGAAUUUUUCUGAUUUUGUUUCAUUAAUCUCAGAC
Paramecium sonneborni is the source of this 471-nucleotide messenger RNA. The record is from the annotation of a GenBank genome assembly. NCBI's taxonomy places the organism in Eukaryota, Ciliophora, Oligohymenophorea, Peniculida, Parameciidae.